Molecule: messenger RNA, 2244 nt
Organism: Suillus clintonianus
Lineage: Eukaryota; Fungi; Basidiomycota; Agaricomycetes; Boletales; Suillaceae
Exons: 13
Coding region: 183-2054 (623 amino acids)
Source: RefSeq, a predicted model, not a curated record
CUUACUACAGGCACUCACUCAAGUUGCACGUGACUCAUAACAUAACGGUAGACAUAGCGUGCGGAUUCCGGAACCCGGGUACGGUACUAGUAGUGCAGCAACUUGACUCAAGUUGAUGUACUCUGCCCCCUUUCUCAAAGCCUCCAAAGACCGCUAAGCUACUAUUUAAAGUCAGUCCACUUAUGACUUCCAUGCCACUCAAGGAGUUUUUGUUGCAAAAACUGGUCACGUUCGUGAAACAUCUCAAGCUCUUAAAGUUAUCAGUGAUUCAGUGCAUUCACCGACAUGUCCUCACACUCCUCCGCCGACUACUACAUAAGAUGUCGCACGAGUCCGACAGUCAUUUACCUGGACAAAGACUACGCGUUGAUAGAAUUCUGGGAGCUAUACAGCCCACUGUUGGGGACACCCAGAACCACUCGCAGACUCCAGUGACGACGCUUGCUGUGCGCUCUCCCGAGAGCGGAUAUGCAACUCCCUUCCAACAAUUUGUUGGGAGUCCUUUGGCAUUCCCAUCAGUUCAGGUGUCAAUGCCUCGGCCUUACCCUGUUCAGACAUCUUCAGCAGUACCCAACGUCCGUCAAUCAGCAGCGAUUAGGCUUGAGCCAAUCAUUGCAUCACAAAUUGCUAGGUACCACAGGAAUAUUACUCAAAGUAAGGGUUUCCGUGUGCUCGAGGUUGGCCCGGGGCUGGACAAUUUUACGGAACCCUCGACGAACAUCGCCAACUGGUUGCAGCUCACUCAUCCUGAGGGCGCGCGCUUCUUCUUCAACCCCCUUCAGAGAGUCUUCACCGAUCAGAAUAUUUUGAAGGAUGGCCUUGCACUUGAGAUACUCGCUGCGGCCGAGCAAGCGAAUAAAAUGGCAGCAGAGGCCGGCAUGGUUUGCGCGACAAUGGAGCUUGCUGUCGAAAAGCUCCCCAACGAUAACUUUGGGUAUUAUUUUGUAGACCAUGAUGCACGGGUUAUCUUCUGGCCCGAGCCUGUCCAAUCUAGGGAGCUUAUGCACCAUGUACGAGGCGUUGUUGAGAAGAGUCACGUCGGGUAUGCACUGGAGGCGCAAUAUUGGAAACAUUGCACCCUGUUCCCGAACAUGCGUGCUCUCCCCGAACAGGUAGUGGACCACUUCCGAGAUAUCAUUACUUAUGCUCAUGCCGAAUCAAUCACGUCUCAAACUUCGCUUUCUCCCUUCGACUUGGAUGAGCUCACAAACAUGCUCAGUGUUGUUGAUCACGUAAAAGAUAACGUUAACAAAGUCAACGAGCAUUCUGUCUGUAUCGUGGCUCGAUACAUGAAUAUGUUCGUCCGAGCAAAAUUUGUCAACUUCUGUGGACAGCUUGGUGCCCGUCUUGAUGCUGAUCAAUCGCUAUACGAUAGUAAUAUCGAGAAGUCCAAGCCCAUCUUAUUUCGUGUUUUGAACGUUGCACUGUUCAACUCCCCCACCAUCCACAGCGAAUCCAUUCACAACGUCUGGGUGGACAACACCGUGGUCCAACCUAGGUGGAAGAAAUUCAUCACCCAAUUAAAUAGCGAAUGGAGCAGCUUCACUGUGUUUUCGACUGUGAUGCUCGCUGUGGAUGUCAGCUUCCUCGCGAUUCCCGGAGUAGAUGAUCCCUCCAUUCAGUCAAAACCAGCUACAACGAUCGUCAUUUACCUGUCCACGCUUUGCGCAAUGGGCUCACUUGUGAUUUCCCUUGUCCUAGCAGGUCAAGUCAGCGACAAUAGACGGAGCUCUGCUGGUAGUGUGGCGACUUUCAUGGACUCGAUGUCCCAAUCACUCCUUGGUAUCGAGAGCCUUGCCUUCAUGCUCAGCCUGCCAUUUGCUCUCCUUAUCUGGGGAAUGAUUUUCUUUGCAAUCGGACUCUCGAUUCUCAUCUUCUAUACUACCGAUAUCGUUGCAUUGACCGUUGUCGUUCCCAUAUGGGCGGUCGUGCUCCUCCUCACGACGUGGCCAGUCCUAGCAGCCAAUAACUUGCAUGUUUCGGUUAUUGCUGUGCGGGCCGCCAAGUACUGGAAAUCCAUGAUGAAACACAUGGUCGUCAUCCGAAGGCAAUGAUUGAGUUUCCUUUAUUCAUUUUGUGGAUGGGAGGUUUUCUUCUUGACACUCACACGAAUCUCACUCCAUAUGAUAUUUACUUGUACUAGUCUGUUCUCUCUUUGUAUUCUGACGCCAUGGCGUUGUAUAUGUCAUAGUUACUUUACACUGCAGUUGUUCUCGAGCAGUGCUAAUGUGACCAGUGCCAGAC